GAAGAAGAAGAAGAAGAAGAAGAAGCAGCAGCAGCAGCAGCAGCAGCAGCAGCAGGGGAAGCAUAUUUAAAUAAACACGGUAUUUACAAGUUUAAGAAAUACAUUUGGUUUGCAAUCCGCCAAUAAAUCCACAGAAGAAGAAGAAAGACAUACAUUUCAUGAGAUAAGGCCCUUCACCGCCCGGUGGUGAGUUGACGGUUGCCCCAGUGAGUUCCAGUGAGUGGAGCCGCCUGGCCUGGCGGGUCUCGCACUGACUGUGUGUGAAUCGGGGACAUUCUGACCUCGUAUCACGGGCAACAUGCAAGGACGUCAGCGAGUUGUGUGUCAGUAGGUGAUCCAUCUGUCUUGGCAUGGCUCGGGAUUUCAAGCCUGGCGAUUUGAUUUUUGCAAAGAUGAAGGGUUAUCCCCACUGGCCUGCAAGGAUUGAUGAGAUUCCAGAUGGAGCCGUCAAGCCGUCAAAUAUAAAGUUUCCUAUCUUCUUUUUUGGCACUCAUGAAACAGCAUUCUUGGGUCCCAAAGACAUCUUCCCCUAUUUGACUAACAAAGACAAAUAUGGCAAACCAAACAAAAGGAAGGGUUUCAAUGAAGGCUUGUGGGAGAUUGAAAACAACCCUAAAGUGGAGCUUAACGGACAUAAGAUAAUGAAUGCUGGAGCAAGUUCUGUUAAGGAACUGAGCAGCAAUCAAGAGGGAGAUGAUGAGAAAAGGAGAAAGUCAUCUCAAGUGGCUAGCAGUGAGGUGGAGGAGGAAGAGGAGGAGGAGGAGAAGGAUGAUGGUGGGGACGUGGAGGUUUCUGAUCAGGGACAUCUGAAAGAUGAAAACUCAUCACAGAAAGAUACCACAAAUGUCUCUGCCAAAGCUAAAAGAGGAAGAAAAAGAAAGAUUGAAGCUGAACAGGACUCUGAUACAGAAAACUCAAGCCCCACUUCAUGUGCUCCUGGUCUAGAUGUAUUAUCAGCAGGUGGACCGAUUCCAUUACUAAAGCGCAGAGGAAGAAAACCUAAAACAGAGAAAUCUCUGCAGCUGCAACAACAGGCUUCAAAGGAACCACUGAGAUUAGGAAAAGAUGGAAAGAGAGAUGAUAGAAAAGGUGACAAGAGAAAAGAAGUUUCUGCAGAGGCCAGACUGCAUAAGUUGCAUGGGGAGAUUAAAACAUCUUUAAAGAUCGAUAACCUUGAUGUGAGAAAAUGUUUAGUUGCAUUGGAUGAGUUGGGUUCACUGCAUAUUACUACUCAGCAUCUUCAGAGACACUGUGAACUCAUAGCUACUCUUAAAAAGAUCCGGAAGUUCAAAGCCAGCCAGGAUGUGAUGGACAAAGCCACAAUGCUGUAUAAUAAGUUUAAAAGCAUGUUUUUAAUGGGAGAAGGAGAGUCAGUGCUCAGUCAAGUGCUCAAUAAAAGUUUGACUGAACAGAAACAGUUUGAAGAAGCCAAGAAGGGAGUGCUAAAACACACAGAACAGACCAAAGAGCAUAAAGAUACCAAGAUUUUGAAUGGAGACUUCAACCCUGAAGAGGAUGCUGAGACAAAAUUGGAGAAAUUAGGAGAGAAUAUCUUGUGUGUUGUGAAAAACAAGUAAUAAAAUCUUUUCAGAUUUUCA
Megalobrama amblycephala (Wuchang bream) is the source of this 1598-nucleotide messenger RNA. RefSeq names its product PC4 and SFRS1 interacting protein 1a (gene psip1a). The transcript is spliced from 15 exons. Gene Ontology annotation, biological process: regulation of transcription by RNA polymerase II. Gene Ontology annotation, molecular function: transcription coregulator activity; double-stranded DNA binding. Bases 351 to 1577 code for a protein of 408 amino acids. The record is from RefSeq and is a predicted model, not a curated record. NCBI's taxonomy places the organism in Eukaryota, Metazoa, Chordata, Actinopteri, Cypriniformes, Xenocyprididae. Gene Ontology annotation, cellular component: nucleus.